UACGCUUCUUUUGUUCACAACAAGCCUGGUAAGGGUGAACUUGGGCAACUUGCUAGAAAUCGUCGAAUUCGAGACACGUUCUGUGUAUAUUAGACACUGUUUGUUUUUUAAACACACGCACAUGUCUACGUGUUAACGUGUUUUAUUCCACAUAGUUAGCUAGCUAUUUUAGCUAAUGCUAAACAGCUAAUGCUAUAUAGCUAGCUAACAUCCCCGACCAUGAGCUCAGUAAUUUACUCCCCCACCUUCUAAAGAAGAGGAGGUCUGCUGGACGGAGAAAGAAGCUCCCGUGAAGGAGAAGAAGGAAGAGGAAGCUGUUACGUUGUUUUGUCGGGUAGGUGGCUUGCUAAGUUAGCAUUAGCAACUAACCUAAGGUUAAUUCUAUCUACCUAGUUAACGUCCCCGACCAUGAGUUCACUAAGCUACUCCACCACUUAUAAAGAAGAGGAUGUCUGCUGGACGGAGAAAGAAGCUCUGGGGCUGAACAUUAUCGUAAAAGAAGAAGAGGAUAUUAGAGUGAAAGGAGAGGAAGGUGAAGAAGAGGAGGAUAUUAGAGUGAAAGGAGAGGAAGAAGAGGAUGCAGUGUUCCGAGUGAAGAAGGAGGAGGAGGACGAGGUCACAGUGAAAGAAGAAGAGGAGGAAGAAGAUUUCAAAAUAAUAAAGGAGGAAGAGGAGGAGGCUAUUACAUUGAAAGAAGAGGAUGUUCUAGUGAAAGGAGAGGAAGAACCCUUUAGAGUGGAAGAGGAGGAGACUGAAGAUCUGAUUGACACCAGAGAGAGACCAGAUUCUCAUUCUGACAGCGGGAAGAGUCCUUCAGGGGAACCAGACCCAGAGACGCCCAAACCAGCAAGAAAACAUCACUGCUCCCACUGUGGAAAGAGUUUUUGGUGGUUAGGGCACCUUAGACACCAUAAGAGAACGCACACAGGGGAGAAGCCCUACCCAUGCUCCCAGUGUGGAAAGAGAUUUACCAUGUUAGGGAACCUGAAACAGCAUGAGAGGACACACACUGCAGAAAGGCCGUUUCAAUGUUCCAAGUGUGGAAAGAGUUUUACCUGGUUACGGUACCUGAAUAAGCAUGAAGAAAUACAUACAGCAGGCAGGAAGACCUGCCAAUGCUCUCAGUGUGGAAAGAGAUUUACUACGUUAGGGUACCUGAAAACACACAAGAGAAUACACUCCGGAGAGAAGCCUUACCAAUGCUCCCAAUGCGGAAUGACUUAUAACCAGUUAGGGAACCUGAAAUCACAUGAGAGAAUACACACGGGAGAGAAGCCCUUCCAGUGCUCCCAGUGUGGAAAGAGAUUUACUGGUUCAAAGAACCUGAAAUUGCAUGUGAGAAUACAUCGUGAUAAACAUACAAAUACACAGGAGGGGAAGGAGGAGGAGAAGUCAUACCACUGCUCUCAUUGCGGAAAGACAUUUUCCCGGUCAGAGGACCUGAAAUCACAUGAGAGAAUAGAGAGACUGUGUUCCGACUUGUGUUUUUGACUUAGAAUGUGUUUUUCUUCAAGCCACAUGAAAUCAUAUUGUACACUGAGUACACCAAACAUUAGUAUCACCUUCCUAAUAUUGAGUUGCAGUAUUUUUUAUAUUUUUUUUAUUUCACCUUUAUUUAACCAGGUAACAAAACACACAGAACACAUAUA
Molecule: messenger RNA, 1649 nt
Organism: Oncorhynchus mykiss (rainbow trout)
Lineage: Eukaryota; Metazoa; Chordata; Actinopteri; Salmoniformes; Salmonidae
Source: RefSeq, a predicted model, not a curated record